CAUUCCUACUUCAAUUUAGUUUGUGCUAUCAACCACAACCUCAACUUUGGUCGUUAAGUCGUUUUAUCUGUUAUUUCCCUAAAAUACUUUAUUUAUUUUAUCGAUUAAGAAUUUGAGAUGUUUUUAUUACAUUGGAUUUUUAUUACGAGAGGUCAACUACAGCUUUAUUUAAUUUUAUUACUUAUCGUAUUCGUCACUGUCGUUGCGCCCGGCGCAAAUGACUUACAUUUUCAUGAUGGGGCAUCUUCAGUAGAUACCGUUGCUGGUGAUGUAUUUUUCGAGAUAUUAGACCCUCCUGAGCUUAGAUACACCUACCGAAUUAGACCAGCAAAAGAUUUUGGAACAACCUUUAAUGAAACACUACGGUUUCAGAGGGCCCGCCUGGUGCCCACUGUGCCUUUGCAUAGCUGUUCAGAUAUAGUCAACCAUGAUGACAUAGUGGGGCACAUAGCACUAUCAGAGAGAGGGGAGUGCUCAUUUGUAUUUAAGACUGCGAAGGCUCAACAAGCUGGAGCGAGGGCUGUGAUUAUAACGGAGUCAGUAGACAAGUGGGAUGAAUCCCUUGACCAUUUGAUAGAAAUGGUUGAUGAUAAAAUGGAGUUAGAUGUGAACAUCCCCGCGGGGUUUCUCCUCGGCCGCAGCGGCGCGACUAUAUUGCGGACGUUACAAAGACUACGGAAAAAUUACGCAGUCAUAAACUUACCUAUUAAUAUGACACAUGUGCCUCUUAGCAAAAUGAACCAACCCCCAUGGAUAGCAUGGUAACCCAUCAACUUGAUAGUAGUAGGUCAGUUUUUUGUUGUUGCUACAUUUAUAUUUAUUUUAAGAUGUCCCUGAAUGGCCUAAGUGUACAAAGUUGUCUAUGGAAUAAUUUGCAAUUUUACAAAAGACGAAAGGUUUUUGUUUUAUUUUAUAGUAAUCUUUCUUAGGGCGAUUAAGGAUAUUGUUUCAAAGAGCAUGAUUAUUCUGUUGUAUAUUUACACAUAUCCUGUUACUAAUCAAUUACAGUUUAUUUUGAAAUAUUCCAGUAGUCUUUUUCCUUACUCAAUUGAAAAGUUUGUUCUACAGUUUAAUGAGUGCGUCAAGAUUUGUAUGCAAGAAGUACAAUAAUUCCAACUAAUACUAUAAAUGCGAAAGUAAGUUUAUGUUUGUUACCUCUUCAUAGUUAAAGGAACCAAUCUCCAUGAAAUUUUGCAUAUAGUAUGGAGGCCAGUAAAGGUCAUAGUAAUUUUUACUAGUGCAGAUUUCAUAAAGCUUAAGUAUUACUCCGAAAUUUUUCAUUCUGACCUAAAAGUGGGAAUAUAAGUGUAAUAGAAAUUGCGGAUUAUUAUUAUCCUGACCCGGUCGUAGGUUACGUUAAGAACGAAAGGUGUCAUACAGGUGGUCUGUGCAUCUGCUAUUUUCUUAUUAGUUCCUGAACUAUCCGUUAGGGAAUAAGACUUUCUGUAAAUAUCGCGCAAAAAAAAAAAUACAAAGUUAUGACUAAUAAAAUAGAUAGAUAGCAAUAGACUAUCAAAACAACUGACCUCUUAGUUUUUAAACUAUUCGCCACUUUGUAUUUUUUUCUCUGGUUAAAAAAAUCACAACAUCCGUGCAGAAAGUAAAAAGAGGCAUAAACAUACUGAGACACUGCUUCGCAAUAUACGAACGGAUGUUAAAGGUGCCUGACUAAACAUUUCACAGGUUAAACUUGACUUACCCAAUUCAGAAUAAUUGUGGUCAUAGGAAUACCCGGGGACUCUGCUUCAGAGAGGCGAGGGGCAAACGCCAGGAAGAUGAUCACUACACAGCAAUAAUAAUGUUUUGUUCUGAAUAAGUUCUAGUCAAUGAAAAUGUUUAGUUAAUUAUUCAUUAAGAUACUUUGAAAUGGAUUUUGCCGUUGAUAGCAGAUUGUUGGUUUACACAUUAAACACCCAUUAUGUUGACGUUGUGUUAUGUCCCUUUUAAUUUUGAUUGAAAAAUGUUGUUGUUUAUUGUUUUUUGUAUAAGAAAGAUUAAGACAAUGAAUUAAAAAUUUAAUUAUUUCCAUAUUUACCUUUUUUGAACGUUACUAAAAUUAAGUCAGCAAAGAAGUCUUAAAUUUUUUGUUCUCGUAUUUUUUGAGAUGUUUGAUUACAGUUACUAUCAUGUUAUUAAAGAAAACUUCAAUCGAAUUGCCGCAUACCAAAAAAUGCAUCAACAAAAAAUACGCAUUUCAGCAACAUAUAAGACUUUGCGCAUUUUACACCAGUUUUAGCCUAGGCUUGUCAAAAUAAAUGUAAAGGUAAAACUUACUGUUGAAACUCAGUUUUCUAGAUUAACAAAUAAUUUUAUAUUUUUGUUUUAUCGUGCCAAAAAUUAAAACAAUAUAAUAGCAGUAUAAAUUUUAAGCAGUUGGAAUAAAAAUUACAUCACAUAAUCCUCCAUACAUUCAGUGAAUAAAAUUUCAAGCUGUGCUGUGAUUUAUGCAAGUUUUUAUUGCAAUAACUUAGAUUAAAAUUACUUAACAAAAAAUAAAGAUUUGGAAAAUCAAUCACUUACUUACUCAACCAAACUUUUUUUAAAAUGAGUAUUUUGUUUCCAAUGGCGGAUAUCCCAUAUUGAGUAAAUAUUAUAUUCAGCGGCACUUUGAAAAUUUGUUCAAGCUGUUUUAUACACGUACAUUUUGUUGAUGGCAAUAAAUUAAUUCAAAAUA
Amyelois transitella is the source of this 2674-nucleotide messenger RNA. RefSeq names its product PRADC1-like protein. The record is from RefSeq and is a predicted model, not a curated record. NCBI's taxonomy places the organism in Eukaryota, Metazoa, Arthropoda, Insecta, Lepidoptera, Pyralidae. The transcript is spliced from 5 exons. Bases 118 to 765 code for a protein of 215 amino acids.